AUGUUGUCUGAUGAUUUACACUUAGAUGAAAUAGGUGGUCUAUCAACAUCUGUUAAUAAAUUUAAAUCAAAUACAGUUACACCAACUUUUAUGCACCCAGUCAUCAUCGAAAUGCAUGAAAUUUCAUCAAUCCGAACUCCAACUAUUAUUCACCCUCAAAGAAUUCGAACAACUACAGAUAACUUCAAUGUGACUUCGGCAUUAUCAUCCAGUAAACUUUUCAGUAGCUUAAUGAACCAUGAUGUUUCAAGUAAUUUAUCGAGAAUGAAAUCAAUGGAAGAAUAUCAAGAACAAAAGCCAAAACGAAGAAGUCGUGGAUAUACAUCGAGUGUGCUUGAAGACAGAUUAAAGACAACAGCGAAAAAUACUGAAAAAAACAAAACCGAUAAAAGAAAUCGUCGCUGUAUUGGUAAAAUCUGUCCGGCCUGUUCGGCAUGUUGUUGUGUUUCAAUAUCUAUUGGUAUUUUAUUACUUCUGAUGGGUAUUGCUGCUCUCUUGGUUUUUCUUCUCACAAAUACACAUAUUGUGACAACAACAGCAACAACAACAACUUCGACGACAUCAACGUCGACAACUUCAACAACAUCAACAUCGACAACUUCAACUACAACGACAUCGUCCACAAGUUCAACAUCAUCUACAUCACAAACAACAACAACAACAACAAGUUCAACUUCUACCAGCACAACAGCAACGACGCCGACACCUCCCUGUAUACCAACCUCAGUAGGUUCUGCAAGUACUCUUUUGACUAUCUCAAAUCCUACUGCUACUGGGUAUAAUUGUUACGCGUAUACAUGGACGUCACCUACCACAGGUCCAGUUACUUUUAUGUUUGAGCUGCGCAAUGAUCCAGGUCAGUGGUAUGUUGAUGAUACCUCUAUCUAUCAAGGAGGCACACAAAUGCUAACAAAUAUAGGUUUCGAAACUGGUUCACUUUCACCUUGGGUACGCACUGGACCAUAUGGAAGUUGUGGAGGGUACGUAGCCCGAAUUUGCAAUUAUAAUUGUCGAAGUGGAAGUUAUUGUGCCUGCGAUGGAAGUAAUUCAUGUGCCGAUCGACUUAGUCAACAAUUUACGGCUGCGGCUGGACAAGUGUAUAUCGUGAGUUUUUGGUUACGCACAGAUUCACUUGGCGCUGGUAUAACUGCGACAGUAACUCUCUCGUAA
Molecule: messenger RNA, 1170 nt
Organism: Rotaria socialis
Lineage: Eukaryota; Metazoa; Rotifera; Eurotatoria; Philodinida; Philodinidae
Source: the annotation of a GenBank genome assembly